AUGUCUCAGACAGAAUUAACAGAAAAACAGUCAAAGCACAACAGCAAUGGUUUCAUAUCGUCGUUCCUUUCCGCCGCCCACAAUGUCGCUAAUAUGGUGAUGAGCGACGAGGAGGAUGACACACGCCAAAAUCUGUCCCCAAGUUCAAAGCAGUCUAAGCAUUUAAAGCCCUCGCCCCGUUCACCGACGCUUCUGAAUCCAGUUUCACGUACGUCCACGGGAAGCCACAAUGACCAUAGUAAUGUUUCAUUGGGCAAUUCUCACGAGCAUGAGGGUGGCAGUCUUGCUGCAAAGUUCCCGGCCUUGCCACGUUUGUCGACCUCCAACGUGCAUUUCGAACCAGUCCACGAUUCUCCUUUGAACACUAUGGGAAACGGUGAUUUACAGCUUCUGCACUUUGACAGUAAAACUGCGGUCGGUAGCAAGGAUGUACCGCUGUUGGCAAUUGACGACACUGAGAAGAACAGCCAGAGUAUUCUCUCCGUGCUGGGAACCGAGGACUCAAAAAUCGUGAAGCGUAAGAGAAGAAACUCCGAACUCGACUCAAACGAGAGCACCAACGACGACCUGUCUCUCCAGUCUGACUCGUCCAAUCAGGAAUUGGACAAGAUGCUCGAGUCGUCAGACGUCUCCUUUGCAAGUUCCAAAAAGAACAAGGAAUUCCAUCACAAUUUCAAAAAGAUCCCACAAUCCGAGCGCCUUAUCGCCGACUAUUCAUGUGCCUUGUCUAAAGACAUACUCGUUCAGGGUAAAAUGUACCUCACCCAAAACUAUAUCUGCUUCAAUUCUAAUAUCUUGGGUUGGGUAACGCAUCUUGUGAUUCCUCUUCAGGAAGUCAUUCAGAUAGAGAAGAAGUCCACUGCUGUGCUCUUUCCGAACGGUAUGAUUAUCCGAACACUCCACCAGAAGUACGUUUUCGCAACAUUCAUUUCUAGAGACACAACAUUUGUUCAAAUCACAAGGGUAUGGCAUGAUGUUUUGCUGGGCAAGACCGAUCACAAGCCAAACGGCCGUGCUCGCAGUGCCUCUCGUGUCAGUAACAGAACACUGUAUGGAUCCGACCCGGACGAGAGUGCUAAUGAAGAGAGUGAUGCGGAAAGUGGCAGUGAAAACGAAGAGGAUGAGUCCCUAACUUCCAACGAGGAUAGUGAAGGACCACGAGAUCGGUCGUCGUCGAAAGCUAAGACUGACGAUGAAAAGGAAGAAGAUGAAGAAGAAGAGGACGAAGAUAAAAAGGGGUUAGAGGACGGCGACGAUGAGGGUUUCUCCAAAGGAGAAUCUGGGGGUGACUUCCACGGUUUGAAGAAUCCAGGUCCUGCCGAGCAUGAACCUACAAAGGCCGAUCGAGAAGACGAGAGCAAUGAUGUGUUUGUGCUUGACCACACCUUCAAAGCGCCACCGGGAGUGGUCUUCAGCAUACUUUUUGGUCCCGAUACGCAACAUUAUGUGAAGAUUUUGGAAGACCAGAAGAAUUACGAUAUUGAGAAGGAGAAGAUUGUUCCGUUGUCCGAGAAAAGGAAGGAGAGAAAGUACCAAUACCUGAAGCCAUUGAGUGGUCCCAUCGGUCCCAAAAACACGAAAUGCAACAUCAUUGAAAGAUUGGUGCAUUGUGAUUUUGAGAAGUACAUACAUGUGGAGCAGAUCACCCAAACACCAGACGUGCCGCUGGGCAAUGUGUUCAAAAUUGUGACGACGAUUCUUUUGUCAUGGGCUGAAUCCAACGCUACGGAUAUGCAUGUUGUGACGUCGAUCGAAUGGUCUGGAAAAUCAUGGAUUAAGGGUGCAAUUGAGAAGGGAAGUAUCGAUGGUCAGAAAGACUCGAUGAAGAGCUUAUCUGAAGGCGUUGCUGAUAUUCUUGACCAAGGCGAUGGCGGAACAAAGAAGAAGCGGAAGAGAUCCAAGUCAAAGAAGCAGUCUGCACCAGAAGAAACCCCACAAGAGCCCGCCAAAGAAGCUUCGCUCAUUGAGCAGGUAACGCAUCUUUGCGAAACAAUCGGAAAGUCCGUACCAGUUGCUAUCCCUAAUGUCAGCGAAACCUUGCUUGGCGCUAUUAUCCUCAUUCUAGGUUCGUUGGUCUACACCUGGAUUUUAAUGUUUUUGUUUGGAGGUUCGGGUAACAAAACCCCUGUGAUCAACGAUGCAGACGAAUCAGCCAGGCUUCUCAAAUUCGGUAACAACAACUUCUACGUGAUACCCGGCCAGGAUAGAUACAUCAACGAUAAGCAGAAGCGGAUGGUGAAGGAGGCACGGGUGUGGAGCUGGAUCAAUCUGCGGAGUCUGGGCAAGAUACCAAAUUUUAGCAAGUCGCUGGAUCGGACUCAUUUUGCAGACGAGUAUGCCUCGCAGGAGUUUGAGGAGAUAGUGAAGCUAACCAAACAAAGGGUGGACGAGCUCUACCGUCGGAUGAAUGAUUAA
Messenger RNA from Candidozyma duobushaemuli, 2415 nucleotides. RefSeq lists its product as uncharacterized. Bases 1 to 2415 code for a protein of 804 amino acids. Lineage: Eukaryota; Fungi; Ascomycota; Pichiomycetes; Serinales; Metschnikowiaceae. Gene Ontology annotation, biological process: intracellular sterol transport. The transcript has a single exon. The record is from RefSeq and is a predicted model, not a curated record. Gene Ontology annotation, cellular component: mitochondrion; plasma membrane; endoplasmic reticulum membrane. Gene Ontology annotation, molecular function: sterol binding; sterol transfer activity.